Molecule: messenger RNA, 2107 nt
Organism: Strongylocentrotus purpuratus (purple sea urchin)
Lineage: Eukaryota; Metazoa; Echinodermata; Echinoidea; Camarodonta; Strongylocentrotidae
Exons: 2
Coding region: 314-949 (211 amino acids)
Molecular function (GO): protein binding
Source: RefSeq, a predicted model, not a curated record
ACACACAAGGGCACACAAGUCGUGUGUAUUCAGAGAGCCAAACCUUCUAUUGUAUUCCGCACUCAAAAGAGUGACAUUCUUCCACUCCAAUUAGCAUGACAGUGGGACGUCCAUGAUUCACCGGGUGGGAAGAUUUUGGUACAUUUAAUUCUGCUGUCAAAAAAAGAAGGAUAUAAAAUUCCUCGUACGUGUAUAUAAUAUUCCACUGUACGUAUGGACUAGUAUAGUUCGUAAGCUUCGCGCGGACAUUGGAUGGUAGGUAAUAUGUUUCUUCUUGUACUGGCAGUUUGCGUGAUGACCUCUAUGUGGUAGAAUGAUGGCAUCCAGCGGCAAGAUAGCGAGAGGUAUCCUUGUCUUUCUUCUCGUUGUUCUGGGGAGUUCUCUUCGGGCUGCUUCACAGUCUGUCUUCAUUGAAAUUGCGAACAUCACCCACAACUCUGCCUUUCUGUCCUGGGACAUCCCCGUUGAGGGCGCCACAGUUCAGGCAUUCCAGAUCAGCGUUGACUGUCGUCUCUGCGUGCCUUUCGACGUUUCCGCAAACACCGCCAGUACUCAACUUACAGAACUUAAAGACAAUACGCGAUUCCAAGCUUGCGUGACACCCUUCACAGAGGCUGGUCUGUUGGGAUCGGAGUGCAUUUCGUUCAGAACUUACUUGUCGCCUCGGACGGUGGGGGCGCUGUGCGUUGGUCUUUUCCUCGUUGUGUCUUUCUUCGUGCUGCUCGCGAUGGAUUUAUUAUGCAGGAGGCACCAGAUUGAGGUGGAGGACGCAAAGCGAGAUGAAUUACUCGAGCAAGGCUGGCAGACGUUUAAGAGAAGCAGCACAGGAAGGGUCGGGAAGAAAAUAUCCAGGGCAUCCGCUGCUCCCAGCAUGGUGCACGCUCGAUCAGAAGAUGAUGGCUUUCAAAAUGUCGGUGACGUCACUUUUGAAGAGGACUUGCCCGAAUGAACUUACACGAUCUUGAACAUGAUUGUCAAAUCCUGAACGAGCCCCGGAUAUAUUAGCCGUCAGUGCCUCUUCACCAGACUUCGCAUAACAUUGAUCAUACAGCGAAGACCAUUAAAGAGAUCGAGGCAUAUUUAAUGAACCAUCCUCUGUAUUCAAGCAUUAUGAUACAUUCCUGGAGACAUGGUAAUGACAAUUUAAAAUCGAUCUUUUCUGUCACUGAUUAUAACUAAUUUUGUGUGGAUGCAAGUGGUGUACAUGGAUUCGUCUGCAAUAUUUGAACUUAUUGAUGGAUGCGUCACUCAUGUAGCAAAAUAUGCAACAAGGAUCAACCUGAAAUCCGCAAGCAUUUCUCGUUUCGCAGGUCAGGAUAUUAUGUAGCUACAGAAUAAAAUCUGAUCUUUUCAGUGGUGUCAAGAUGCUGUGCCAAAUUGAAAAACGAAGAAAAGUGUGAAAUCAUGAACUUUUGUAAUAUCAGAUUAUAUAUCAUGUCUAUUUUUGUUACUCCUCAAACUCGGAGAUACGUUGCUUCUGUAUUGGAAUUAUUAUACAGUUCUUAUUUCAAAAUCAUGGCGACAUUGCAUGAUGGUGUACUAGGCAGCACUUCACAAAUUUCACUCGGUAAUGGUGAGAGGAAAAAAAUCUGCGCAAUUGUAGCGGUAUCUUCGGAGGCACCUUACCUCUGCACCAGCUUUGGCAAGAACUGGGGGAGGGGGGGGUUCACAAAACUUGUCAUCAGUGACAAAUGGCAGUUUUUGUUAUAAGCUACUAAAAUCCUUGCUUCUGAUUGGUAUCAGCAGAUUUGUCACUGAUUUAUGUCAUUUGUCAUUGAAAAAAAGGCUUUGUGAAAAGGGUCCCUGUUCAUCCUGCAUAUGCCUCGUCAGUCACCAGUAAGGCCUGCUCAAACCAGAGAAAAACUUCCAAAAAUCUUUUGUGAGAGGAGAUGAGCCAGUAGAUUAAAUGAAUUCAGAGUCAUUUAUUAUUUCAAGUACGUUAAAGUAAUCCUUUAAACAUGCUUGACAUAGAGAACCUUAUUUCUUUCCUUUCAAAUAAUGUCCCCAAUGGACGGUAUUAUCUGUUAUAUAUUUUUUGUUACACCCUUCUGUUUCAAAGUUUAUUAGUGGGUACGGUAUCUUGUUGCAUUCACCUUCAAUUAAUUUC